Messenger RNA from Mytilus trossulus (common blue mussel), 3119 nucleotides. Its product is annotated as zinc finger protein 239-like. NCBI's taxonomy places the organism in Eukaryota, Metazoa, Mollusca, Bivalvia, Mytilida, Mytilidae. The transcript is spliced from 5 exons. Gene Ontology annotation, molecular function: RNA polymerase II cis-regulatory region sequence-specific DNA binding; DNA-binding transcription factor activity, RNA polymerase II-specific. Gene Ontology annotation, biological process: regulation of transcription by RNA polymerase II. The record is from RefSeq and is a predicted model, not a curated record. Gene Ontology annotation, cellular component: PcG protein complex; chromatin; transcription regulator complex. The coding region runs from base 53 to 2371 and encodes 772 amino acids.
CUCAAAGGCCAAUAACUCUAUAUAAUAAUUUGACAAAACCAGUUGGAGAGAAAUGUCCAACUUCAAAGAAGAUAUUUUGUCAGAAUUUAAGUCAAAGAUAAAUGAAGCAGUAUCUCUUGUGUCCAAAAUUCCAGUGGAACAAAAAGCAGAAGUGUGGAAUUUCUGGGAGCUAAUUACAAUAACUGUUAAGUUAUUUACUCAAGUCUAUGUAGAAGAUCAUGUUAGUAUAGACACAAGAAGAAGCCAUGACGUUACUAUUGAAAAAUCUGACCAUAUUAAGGAUACUUCAGAAAAUAAAUCAAAGACUUUUCAGAAGAAUAGAGGAAGGUUAAAGAAACAAUCCAAUGCAAGUAACAUUGUAAAUAUUAAAGUAGAUAACAAAUAUGAAAGUGAUGAAAAAAACACAAUAGAUAAGUAUGAGGCUCAUAGUGAUUCUGACAACGAUUCCGUCAGGCAUGACGUUAAGACAAUAGAUUUCACUGACCUCAUUUCUUAUCCUAGUAGUGUUGAUACUGUAGUACAACAUGAUGAGACAGCCUCAAUGACGGGGAUGCAGUCAUGUAGUACACCCUCCACAACAAUAGUACCUCACACUGAUGAUAUCAACAAUUCACCAGAGACAAUUAUUGUUAAAGUACAUGUACCUCAGUCUGAUAAUUCAUCAGCCUCAGUGGAUAUAGAAGGUAACAAUGAUUCUUCUGCUUCAUCUCAGGUCAACAAGACAUUUGAUUCUUCAGUGACAAUGCAUUUGAAAAUUAUAGAAAAUACAGAAGAAUUGUCAGAGACAGAAACUGCAACUUUAAUCAAUGAUGUGAAUUCAUCAACCUUAAAUAGAGAAACAAGGGAAAACAGUUUAGAUUCAUCAACAACAGAAAACUCAGCACAUAAAACGGAUUCAUUUAUGUUAGAAACUGAAAGUUCCAGCAGUGAAGGCGGUCUGUCUGUGUCAGGAAGUGAUCCUUUGGAUACAAAUAAAAACAAUGAUUCAGGAAUAAAAAUCAUUCAUGCAGAAAUAAUUCAGACAGAUGUAGUGAAAUCAAGAGAUAAAGAAAAUAAAGUCCCACCAUUAACAUUACGAAAGGCAAGAAAAGUGAGUAAGGAUGAAGCUAUGUACAUUACAUGUGAUGAUAUUGACUCAGACCAAGGUGUUAGAUACCUCAACAAGAAAACAGAGCAACCAGUUACAUAUCUUGAUAGAAGGAGCUGUCGACAGAAGAGGAAGGUUCAACAUGAAGAGUAUGUAUACGAAGUGGCUGCAGAAAGAAAGAAAAAAAGAGAAAUACAGAAAAAAGAAGACCCAUUUAGAUGUGAUGUUUGUGGUAGAAAGAUGUCCAAUCUUACUGCAUUAAAAGCUCAUUCCAGGCACCAUUCUGGUCAACGACCAUAUGCUUGUACUAUUUGUGGUAGGACAUUUUCUACUAAUGGUAACCGCCUCAGACAUGAGAAGUCUCAUGCUGGUGAUAAAGAAUUCCAGUGUAUUGAAUGUAACAAAUGGUUCACAUCUGCUACAAACUUAGAGGUCCACAGAAGGGUUCAUACUGGGGAAAAACCUUUUAUGUGUGAACUUUGUGACAAAAGAUUUACACAACAGGGAUCAUUGAAAGCUCACUUAGAUCUACACAAAGGAGAGAAGAAUUAUCUCUGCACUGUGUGUGGUAGAGCUUUCACACAGAAAACAAACCUAGAAUCUCAUCUUCUGAGACACAACAAAAGCAACAGAAGUUACAAAUGUCCAAAUUGUAGCUAUUCUUUCUUUACAAAAGGUGAAUUGGACAGACAUUCUUUUAAGCAUACAAAGGAAAAGCCUUAUUUAUGUGAUUAUUGUCCAAAAUCUUUUACAAGGUCCCAGUACCUGAAUGAUCACAAAAUUUUACAUGUAAACCCAACACCUUACUCAUGUAAAAAAUGUGAAGAGACUUUUGCUGAUUUAUCAUCAUUGAGAAAACACAAACAAUGGCAUAGAGUUAUUGAAUCACAAGAACAGGAAGGGGAAGUAACUGAUGAACAAGAGGAGAUAACUGAUGACCAAGAAGAAAUACAGGAAAGUAUUCAGCAAACUUGUAUUGUGACUAGAGAUAUAUCAGGAAGGAAGCAGAUUAUAAUGUCAACUGAUACAGAUCUGCCAGCUGAUGUUCUCCAGCAAUUUGUUGAUGGUGGCCAUCUUGAAUCUGAGGUUACACAUAUUGUACCUAUAAUGGAUAAAGAUGGCAGUAUUACACAUGUGGAUUCUUUAGACGAAGGAUCUCAAGAUAUUUAUCAGAUAACAUUCCUAGAUGCCAAUUCAGACUCUGAACAUUCUAAUAUAAUAGCUGCUGUUGAUUUUUCAGCAAUGAAUUUGUUAGCAAAUGCAACUGCAAAUCAAUUUAGUUAAUCAACUUUAUUUAUUGAGAAAUAACUGUAACAAUAUAUUUUUAUACAUAUAUGUAUCCAAUCUGUGUAUUGAUUGUGAAAGAAGAUAUAAAAUUAAAUGAAAAACCUCAAUAGAUAUGCUUAUACACUGCUUUUACAUGUAUAACUUAACACAUUACACUAAACCACCAUAGUAUAACCAGUGGCGGAUCCAGGAAUUUUCAUAAGUGGGGGCCCACUGACUGACCUAAGAGGGGGCCCGCUUCAGUCACGCUUCAGUGAUUCCCUAUAUAAGCAACCAAAAUUUUUCCCAAAAAGGGGGGGCCCGGGCCCCCCCUAAAUCCGCCUCUGUAUACACAGAAAUAUCAUACCCUUUGAACACAUUACGCUUUAUGGUUAUACACAUAAAUCUCAUAACAUUACAUAUAACACUAUUAAAAUGAAUGUACUCAGUAAUUUCAUAUUUUUAUACAUUAACAUUGAAUGUCUAUACAUAUUUAACACACAUUUUGACGAUUGGCUUUUCUGAGUACCCUAAAUUUCUAUGAUUUUUGUUAAGCCUCAAAUAUAUUGUCACACAAGCCAAACCUAUAGAUUCUCCAUUUUGUUGUUGCCAGCAGCUUCCAGCAAUCAAGUUCACCCGAGAUUAAAAGGUUAUAUACAUUUAAGGUAAUACAUUUUACCACCAUUGAUUUUCCUGUAUAUAAAAAGUCUGUUGCGUUUUCAAAAUAUUGUGCAGAAUUUAUCUUUGUUUCAAAUAAAGAAAUACU